Molecule: messenger RNA, 560 nt
Organism: Drosophila willistoni
Lineage: Eukaryota; Metazoa; Arthropoda; Insecta; Diptera; Drosophilidae
Gene: Pdrg1
Exons: 2
Coding region: 81-488 (135 amino acids)
Source: RefSeq, a predicted model, not a curated record
CACUAGACGUUUUUCAACACUGCAUACGACGUUGAGGUCGCACAAUAAACAAUUCAAUUUACAAUUCAUUUUCAAAAAAUAUGGCAGACUCAGAUCUAAGCAAGAGCAUUGAGAUAAUAACCAAAACUGAGGAGCUAGCCGAUAAGAUAUUGGCCAAUAAACAUGAGUUAACCAUAAUGGAUAAAAGACGGCAACAGACACGGGAGGCUCUGCGAAUCAUGAUGCAGAAGUCCCAGGAUCAGGACGAGAAAGUGUGGAUAACCUUGGGUAGCAUGUUGAUUAAAAUGCCCAGGAAUAAAGCCAUAGAGCUACUAAAAAAGGAUCAGCAACAAAUAGAACAGCAAAUCAAUUUAAUUUACUCAGAGCAAAAGAUUUUGGUCAAUAAACAUCGUGAUAUGGAAUUUAAAUCGCCAUUUUCGGGCACAAACCUAAAACCAUUGGACCAAAAAGAGUUUGCGGCACUGAAAAGCAAUUUGCCUCUGUUGUGAAAUUAAUUGUAGAAUUUACAUUAUUUGUACUAUUAUUUGUAAUAUUUACAUUAAAUCCUAACUGUUGUUGUA